UUUGCUGAGGAAGGUUGGCCCUGGGCUAACAUCCAUGCCCAUCCUCCUCUACUUUAUAUGUAGGACGCCUGCCACAGCAUGGCUUAAGAAGCGGUGAGUAGGUCCGCACCUGGGAUCUGAACCUGCGAACCCAGGGCCUCUAAAGCGGAGCAUGUGAACUUAACCACUACACCACCAGGCCGGCCCCCUAUACUAGCUUUUUGUCCUUGAACAGGUUUCUCUUUGUCUUGCUUUACUUAUCUGUAAAAAGGGGAUGAUAAUGAUUCCUACCUGAUAGGACUGUUGUCUUAAGUGAGUUACUGAGCCUAGCACAUAGCAAGUAUUCAGUGAGUGUCAGCUAUCAUUAUCAUCUUUCUCAUUAUUAUGUCACCUUCAGUUGUUUAAAGGACAGUGGAGAUUAUGCCUUCUUGGACCUGAUGGAAAUAGCCACUGAUAUAAACAACCCACAUGUUCAUUCAUGCAAACCAAGCUGAAUGGCAGUACACAAAGGCUGGGGUGGGAAUUCUUAACCCCGCCCCUUAUAAAAGACUGCUCAGGUCACCCUGUCCCUCCCAGUCUCACUUCCCACGUGAAAAGACUUGGUGAUGAGGAGACUGCUGUCUUUUCACCUGAUCAGGUGUAAAUUUUCAUUGGACCUCUCUUUAGAUUCUUCACUCGAUGAUGAAUUGUUUCCAGGGCACCAAUGCCUCUGCUCUGGAAAAAGACAUUGGUCCAGAGCAGUUUCCAAUCAAUGAACACUACUUUGGAUUGGUCAACUUUGGAAACACUUGCUACUGUAACUCCGUGCUUCAGGCCUUGUACUUCUGCCGGCCAUUCCGGGAGAAUGUGUUGGCUUAUAAGGCCCAGCAAAAAAAGAAGGAAAACUUGUUGACGUGCCUGGCAGACCUUUUCCACAGCAUUGCCACGCAGAAGAAGAAGGUUGGCGUGAUCCCACCAAAGAAGUUCAUUUCGAGGUUGAGGAAAGAGAAUGAUCUCUUUGAUAACUACAUGCAGCAGGAUGCUCACGAAUUUUUAAAUUAUUUGCUAAACACUAUUGCGGACAUCCUGCAGGAAGAGAAGAAACAGGAGAAACAAAACGGAAAAUUAAAAAACGGCAACAUGAACGAACCUGCGGAGAACAAUAAGCCAGAACUCACCUGGGUGCAUGAGAUAUUUCAGGGAACGCUCACCAAUGAAACUCGAUGCUUGAACUGUGAAACUGUUAGUAGCAAAGAUGAAGAUUUUCUUGACCUUUCUGUUGAUGUGGAGCAGAAUACAUCUAUUACCCACUGUCUAAGAGACUUCAGCAACACGGAAACACUGUGUAGUGAACAGAAAUAUUAUUGUGAAACGUGCUGCAGCAAACAGGAGGCCCAGAAGAGGAUGAGAGUCAAAAAGCUGCCCAUGAUCCUGGCCCUGCACCUAAAGCGCUUCAAGUACAUGGAGCAGCUCCACAGGUACACCAAGCUGUCCUACCGGGUGGUCUUCCCGCUGGAGCUCCGGCUCUUCAACACCUCCAGCGAUGCGGUGAACCUGGACCGCAUGUACGACCUGGUCGCGGUGGUGGUUCAUUGCGGCAGCGGUCCGAAUCGUGGGCAUUAUAUUACUAUUGUGAAAAGUCAUGGCUUCUGGCUUCUGUUUGAUGAUGACAUUGUAGAGAAAAUAGAUGCCCAAGCUAUUGAAGAAUUCUAUGGCCUGACAUCAGAUAUAUCAAAAAAUUCAGAAUCUGGAUAUAUUUUAUUCUAUCAGUCAAGAGAAUAAUUUAAAGAACCGUGGGACUAAUUCAAGUGGGGGAAAAUAUUCAAAGCACUAUUACCUGGUUUCUCUGCAGACUUUCUUCUUCCCCAGCAGCCCACCAGUGGUAUUACUCCGAGUCUCAAUGGUCUGGCUGUGUUAGACUCUCUCGCCCCUUGUUUUUUUUACAUACAGCACUACUUGUGGUCUUAUUUUAGUCUGAGGUAGAGUUAACUGCAAUCAGAUGGUAGUAAGAUUUAUAUGAAUAACAGUUGCUAAUUUUAGGAUUGGGUAAAUGCUAUGCCACUGGCUCUGUCUGGCUGAAUUAGAAUGACAUUUCCUCUGAAUGUCUACCGUCUAUUUGGGGUCUUUGCUAAACUUCCUAAAUGGCUUCCGGGGUCUCCUUUCAAUGCAUUCCUUUAAGUUGCCCCUGGAAACAUUGCUACCCAUUUUUAGCUUCUCUGCUUCUUUUCUGACAGAAGGACAGAAGAAUUGGGUAGAUGGCCACCUUUUAGGGGGCUGCAACUGUAGCUUUAAGUUUGUGCAAGUGAAAAUGUUUAAAAGUGAGUGACCUCGAUACUGAAAUCAUCCUCCAGGUGGAACAGGAUGAAGAGAAGCUGUUCAUGGUGGCUGGCAUCUGCCAGGGGGCGUGCUCACCUAGCUGUUAGAAUUCCACGGACUAAGAAGGUGUGGAGCUCAGGGCGGGCAAAGCCAAGAGGAGGCGGCUUUUGUGGACAGUGAAAAGUUACUUUUCUUACCUUUCUGCCAAAACUAAGUUUCAGGAAAAUAACUCUAUGCUGUUUGUUUUUAGUGACACUUUUCUUCUGUCAGGUCAUGUGAGUUGUAUCUAUCCUUUAUCUGGCACUGCUAAGCUUUCCAAGGUAUCUUUCCAGUCCCGCUGGUGUUUUGCAGUCUGUGCUCCAGGGCUGAGACGCCGUGGUGACUGCCUGCAGCACAGCUCUCCUUAGCCAGUGAGUACCAUCAUCAUUCUUUAUCAGGAAGAACAAAGGCACUGUACCGUUGCUACCAUCAGCCACGCUGUACAACUCUUCACUUUUUAACAUUUCAGUCUGUUUACUGAGGCGCUGGCAAGUCCCAGGGCUAAUAUGGACUCUUCCCUAGAGGGAAUACUGGAGUUAGCUGGGUACGAAGGUGGGUCAAAGGAAGUGUCAGUGGGCAGGCGGAGGAAUGAACAAAAUGGCGGCGUUUCUUUGGCUCAGACCCCUAGGAUGCUUGACAAGACGGAGUUUUUUGGAAGACCCUCAUCUCACCAUAGUUACUUUUACUUUUUUCACUUUUGUUAUAUAUGUAUUUAUUAGAUGGUAUGAGGAUUGGUACCUUUUAUUAAAAGGGUCGAUUUGGCGUUUUGCCGUCGAGCUGGUUUUCGGUUUCCUACAAAUACCGUGAGUCGCAGCUCUUGGCUUCUUUGGGGAGGUCAGUUGAUUUCCAUACACUAUAAUAUACUGUGAACAUAUUAUUUUGUUACCUAAUAAAUCAGCGAAUGAACAUGCAAACAUUUGGCAUAACGUGGACUAAAACUGAAAUUGAAAAGGUUAGUGGCCAUUUUGCAACAAUUAAGAGCAUAGCACUUUAUCUAGAUGAAAACUGGAUCUGUUGUCUUCAAAUAUCUUGAACUGUUUGUUGCUCAGAACUUAAAUAAGCAUGCCAACACUCAUUUGUUCAUGCUUGAAGUCAAAUGUUCUACUCUUCACUGGAGAAGACAAAAACAGGGUGAUCUUCACGUUAUCGUUUUAUACAAGUGACGAAAAUAUACCUUGCCUUGUUUAGAGGCAAAUUCAUAUUUAUAAAUAUUUUGUCUUUUUUUCCUCCAUGAAACAUAUGCAGUUAUCACUUACCUGGAAGGUGAGUUUUUAUUCUGUUUUUAAGGAGAGACGCUUUCCAGUUGAAGGUGAUUGAUAUGGGGAACUGUUUGUGCCAUAUAUAACCCAUAUAUUUGACUGCAGGUUGCAAAGUUUAAAAAAAUGAUGGUUGAUCUCUAAUAUUUGGAACUGAUUCAUAAGAAAAACUAUUAAAAUUAUCUUUAAAAUGACUAAUUUAUUAGGAAAAUUAUUAGGAAAAAAGUUUAAAAAAAUUAUUAGCUAAUUUAUUGGGGAAAAAAGUUUCAAUUGGGAGCCUAUAGAAGUAAUAUCUGAAUGCUAAGUCAUAAAUUCGUUACAUUUUCUUUUUCCUUUGAAUGUGCAAAGAGUUUUUCCCAGUGACUAAACUGAAGUAAUUCCUUUUAAUAGAAAGGGUCAGUUAAAAUUCAGUAUUCAUGGAUAGAUUUUUGGAAUAAAAAAAAUAAGUAUGGAAGAUAAUGCAAAGACAUUAAAAUGGUUAUGUGAUGCAGGAAGAGACAAUUGGAAAAGGAACAAAACAUACUCAUCCACCAACCCUCGAUCAGUUUUUUAAACUUUAGAGUUAUCUGGUCAUUUCUUCUCUCUUCCUCUUCAAUAAACGAAACAAACACUAGGCAGCUACAUUUUCCCCCCAGUCAUUUCACUUUAUGUAAAGACAGUAGCAAACACUUUUAUUUUUCAUCCCUCCUUCAUCGCAUAAAGCAGAGAAUGGUGUGGGAUAUGUGAGACCAUUCUGAGGUCAGCGAUAGCACACAAACUCAGCAAUAUUCCCUCCCACAGCGGGGGUUUUUGUGUGUCGGGGUCUUUGUGUGUCGUUUUCUGGCAGGAGAGAGUAGGCCUGCUGUAUUUCUUUUAACUGCUGGGUGUUUUAAAAUAAGUUACAGUGUUUUCCACUUAAAAAAGAGAAGAAAUAUUUGCUUUAUUGGUUACUUACUAGUUCAGCAUCUAGAUUAUGGUACAGUAUGCUAAAAAGUUAUUUGUUUAAAAGUAAAUUUUGGUAAAAUGCUGAUAUCAGUGCCGUUAUGUUGAUGCAUCUUCCAUCCUGAGGCACUAUGAAAUAGGCUGGUUUGAAGAGAGCCAAGGAACAACAUGAGAGGUGUUGGCUUGAAUAGGAAGCCAGUCAUGUUUGGUUUUAUAGCUUGGUAUAUUUUGGAUUUCAGAUGAAAUGGGGAAAAAAAAUGACAGAAAUUGUCCCUAUGCGUUUAUUUUCAUGGAUACCCUUAAUUUCAUGGGCAUGCCUAACAAUGAACUGUGUUCUAACUGGAGCUUAGGGCUUAUUUUAGAUAUUGGAGUGUAGCUUUAUUACAGAUGGGUUUUAUCUUUCAACAUUGCAUUUUGAUCAACUUUGUAUAUUCAUAUGUAUUGAAAUAUUGUGCACUAAAUGUUUUGCCCUCGUUUGCUGUUAUAUGGUCAAGGCAUUUAUCAGCACUAUUGUGAUUAACUCAUGUGAAUGGCAUGGGUUGGAGAAAAUUAUUUCCUACUUUUUUGUGUAUUAAAUUUCUGUUUUCCAGUAUUACAUUAAUUUAUUUUUGGCUUCCAUUUCUGUAUAACCAAAAUAGUUACUGUAUUUGUGUGGCAUCCACUUGAUUUUGUUGCUAAAAAGAAAAUUUAGUUUUUAUUUAAAACAGUCUGUACCUUAAAUUUUUUUUAAUGUAACCAAUUCAAGCACUUUAAGCAAUAAUGUCAAUCUUGUGAAAUUUCAGUCAGUUUAACACCCUGCCUCUAAAAUUGUUUGCGAAAAAGUAAAUAAAUAAAAUAGGAAUUCU
Diceros bicornis minor is the source of this 5335-nucleotide messenger RNA. It is a transcript of the gene USP46, whose product is annotated as ubiquitin specific peptidase 46. Lineage: Eukaryota; Metazoa; Chordata; Mammalia; Perissodactyla; Rhinocerotidae. Gene Ontology annotation, cellular component: nucleus; cytosol. The record is from RefSeq and is a predicted model, not a curated record. The transcript has 9 exons. Gene Ontology annotation, molecular function: cysteine-type endopeptidase activity; cysteine-type deubiquitinase activity. Gene Ontology annotation, biological process: protein deubiquitination. The coding region runs from base 658 to 1740 and encodes 360 amino acids.